AAUUAGAAAAGCUGCACCUCAUUUGAUUUAGUUUGUAGUCGGACAUCAUUUGUAGCUGCACCACUCCACAACCCGGAACUACACCUUGUGCAGAAAAUGUGCAGAGAGAGUUGUUGUGCAUGAAGAAGAAGAAGAAGAAGAAGAAGCUGCAGCCUCGGAGACGAAGUGAAGAUGUUCUACUGGAUGAAGAGGAGCAGCAGCGGCUCGGAGUCUCUCUCUGGUCUCAGUAACAUGAACAUGUCUAAAGCGGAGAUCCUCAGAGGAAUAGUGACUGAGAAGAUGAGCACAGCAGCUCAGGAGAUCUUAGCGGUGGUGGAGAGGACUGUGACCGGCUACGAGGAGGAGGCUGCGGGGCUGAGGAGGGAGGUCGAGCUGCAGAGGAGACAACUGGAGCUGCUGCUGCAACCGAGAGUCAAACUGGAGAGGAAAGCCCUGAUCCCAGACCUGGAGGACCAGGAGGUGGUGGUUCUGAGUGGUGAGGAAGAGGAGGAGGAGGAGGAGGAGCAGCAGCAGUCAGGUGUGGAGGACACCGGCAGUCUGGGCCUCCUGUGGUUCGAUGACGAAGAGGAGGAUGAUGAUGGUGGUGGUGAUGAAGAGCAGCAGCUGUCAGCGAUGAGCUCCAGACAGAGACGAGAAGAUCUGAAGGACCCGGAUUAUCAAAUAACACCAAGGUUAAUUUCCCCCAGAGGUCGGUCUGACAGGAGAAGGCCCGGCAGACCUCGGAUCGGUGAUGCUCCGAGCCAUCUAGUCCUCAGGAUCUGCAUCCUGGAGGACUCCCGGACCGCCGUGCUCUCCAACACGGUGUUCAAGAAGUACCCGGUGCAGGAGGUGACGUGUCCUCCGGGACUACAGGAGACGGACUUCCUGGACCUGCUGAGGUCCACCUUCCCUCAGCUGGCUGCUCAGGAACCGUUUGACGUCUUCACCUCCGACAGGACGAAGACGCUUCGUCCUCUGCAGGUGGAGACGCUGACGCCGGAGGAGAUCUGCAGGAGCAUCCGGCUGACUGGACGGGGAAACUCUGCCCUCUACAUCCGACUGAAGAACGGAGAGGAUCCUCAGAGCAGCAGUGAAGACCUUCAUCCUCAGCAGAGACCAGAUGAUUCUCCGUCCCGCUCGGCCACCACGUCGGCCGAUGAAACCGACACCUGCACCAGUUUAUCGUCUCCCAGAGUUCAGUCUGAGAGGAGGAGGCGUGGCAGACCCCGCCUCGGUGAGGAGCCCACCCACCACCUCCUCAGAGUCUGCAUGCUGGACGACUCCCGGUCCGACGUGCUCUCAAACAAAGUGUUGAUGAAGUCCUCGGUGAAGGAGGUGACGUGUCCUCGUGGACUACAGGAGGCCGACUUCCUGGACCUGCUGAGGUCCACCUUCCCUCAGCUGGCGGGAGACGACAAACCGUUCGACGUCUUCAAGUCGGACCGCAGCCGCAGACUGCAGCGGCUCGACGUGAAGACGCUGACGCCGGCGGAGAUCUUCAGGACGCGGUCCACCGGCGUCGAGAAGACGCUGCUCUACAUCCGACUGAAGACAAGAGAGGAGGAAAAGGAGGAGGAGGAGGAGGAGGAGGAGCUUUUCCAGAGAAACGAUGACGUCACCAGCGACUCUCCGUCCAACGCCGCCGUGACGAUGCAAAGUGAUGAAGCCGGGCUCAGUUCAAGCGUCGUUCAGCGUGUAGACGGUAACGGCAGCUCAACAUCACAGCAACAGGACAUGGACACGGAGGACGCCGGCGAUGAAGACGCCGCCGAGAGCCAACUGGACUCCGGCGACGACAAGGAUGGAGACGAGGCGUUGGACGGAGACGACGACUGGAAACCCGAUCCCGAGCCGCAGACGUCAAAGACGAGGAGGCGGCGGCGGCGAGGAGCUCUGACGUCGUCCGGCGUGGAGGGGAAGUUGAUCGGGAGCGGUAAAACGCCGUGUAAAGUCUGCGGAGUCUGGUACAGGAUACAAGGCGGUCUGAUCAAACACGCCUGGAUCCACGUGGACGAGCCGCAGUGCGUCUGCGGCGUGUGCGGCGAGCGUUUUGAAUCUGUGGAGGAGUUAAAGGGACAUCUUAAGAAAUAUCAGAAAACUCACGAGUGUUCUUAUUGCAGGAAGUCGUUCUUCACCGUCACCGGCCUCAAAUGCCACACCACCCUGCACACGGGAAACCGCCCGUUUAAAUGUGACGUCUGCAACAAGACCUUCGCUCACAUGUCCAACCUGAGUAUCCACCGCUGGGUCCACGUGGACGACAAACCGUACAAGUGCGACGUUUGCCCGAGGGCGUUCGGUCUGAAGGGUCAGCUCCGAGCUCACGGCAAGAUGCACACGGGUCGGGACCGGUACCACUGCACCGUCUGCGGCAAGUCUCUGUACGACCGGCGCUCCUUGACCCGCCACAAGGCCACCCACUCGGGCGAGCGGCGGUACAGCUGUCAGAUUUGCGGGAAGCGUUUCAAACUUCCCGGCACGUUGAAGUCUCACGAGAAGACGCACACGGAGAGAGAGCGGCCGUACCUCUGCCACGUCUGCUGCAAGACCUUCCUCUCCAACUGCGGCCUGACGGCUCACAUGAGGACGCACAGCGGCGAGAGGCCGUUCGCCUGCGCCGUGUGCGGCAAAGGCUUCAUAUCCAACGGCGAGCGGAAGGCGCACAUGCGCGUGCACACCGGCGAGGCGCCGUACGGCUGCUCGGAGUGCGGUCGCUUUUUCAAACGCAAGACUCACCUGACCAACCACGUGAGGAGCCACCUCGGCAUCAAGCUGUUCGUCUGCGCCGUCUGCGGAAAGGCGUGCUCGCGCCAGGAACACCUGACGGUCCACAUGAGGACGCACAACGGGGAGAGACCGUACCAGUGCACCGUCUGCGACAAAGCCUUCACUCAGAGCCACUGUCUGAAAACACACAUGAAGAGCCACCAGGGCGACGAGAACCCGUUCCUGGACGCGUCCACGUCCUGAAAGACGCGUCCACGUCCUGAAAGACGCGUUUCAUCAGCCGGGUUCCGUACGGAGAGUCACGACGGAGGUCGUUUAAAAAAUCUGUCUGGAGCCGCAAAACAUGUGAUCAUUGUGAUGAAGGUAACACAGUUUAUAGUCUCAGUAUAUAGUAUAUAAGUCUAAUGCAGUGAGGGCCAAAG
Sebastes umbrosus (honeycomb rockfish) is the source of this 3128-nucleotide messenger RNA. Its product is annotated as zinc finger protein 436-like. Gene Ontology annotation, biological process: regulation of transcription by RNA polymerase II. Gene Ontology annotation, molecular function: RNA polymerase II cis-regulatory region sequence-specific DNA binding; DNA-binding transcription activator activity, RNA polymerase II-specific. The transcript has 10 exons. Gene Ontology annotation, cellular component: nucleus. Lineage: Eukaryota; Metazoa; Chordata; Actinopteri; Perciformes; Sebastidae. The coding region runs from base 172 to 2949 and encodes 925 amino acids. The record is from RefSeq and is a predicted model, not a curated record.